GACGAGACGGCAAGAGACUACGUUCUGCAGACUGCUGAGGACGCCGACGUUAAAUUUGUCCGCCUCUGGUUUCCGGACAUUCUCGGGAACCUGAAGGGGUUUGCCAUCAAUGCCGCCGAUCUGCGCGACGCCAUCGAAGAGGGCGUGGGUUUCGACGGAUCCGCCAUCGAGAGCUACGCGCGUUCCGACGAGAGCGAUAUGCGCGCCUUUCCGGAUCCCAACACCUUCACCCUGCUGCCCUGGCGUCCCCAGCAGAACGCGGUGGCGCGCAUGUUCUGCGACAUUCAGCGGCCAGGUGGUGAAAGCUUCGGCGGCGAUUCACGGGCGGUCCUGAAGCGCAACCUGGAACACCUCGCCCGGAUGGGCUACACCUACUACGUCGGCACCGAGCUGGAGUACUUCUACCUGAAAGACUCCGGUGGAACGAAGAAACGCAAAGAAGCCAAACCCCUAGACCACGGUGGCUACUUCGACCAGCUUUCUAGCCAGCCCGCCAGCGACCUCAGGCGCGACACGGUGCUGAACCUGGCGGCAAUGGACGUCCCGGUCAAGUACUCCCACCACGAGGCGGCCCCAAGCCAACACGAGAUUGACCUGCAGUACACCGAUGCCCUGGCAAUGGCCGACAGCGUGAUGACGGCCCGGCUGGUCGUAAAGGAACUGGCCCAGGUGCAGGGGGUCUACGCCACCUUCAUGCCCAAGCCUAUCGCUGGCGUCAACGGCUCCGGGAUGCACAUACACCAGUCCCUGUUCCAGGGUGAGAACAACGCUUUCUUCGACGAGGAUGACGAGCACUACCUGUCGGAGGUGGGCCGCAAGUUUAUCGCCGGUCUGCUGCGUCACGCGCCGGAGAUUACGGUGGUGACCAACCAGUGGGUAAACUCGUACAAGCGACUGGUCCCAGGAUAUGAGGCCCCGGCGUACGUCUCAUGGUCCCACGUGAACCGGGCGGAUCUGGUCCGGGUGCCCUCCUACAAACCGGGGUAUGAAAGUUCCAUGCGGGUGGAAUACCGCGCACCCGACCCAGCCUGCAAUCCAUACCUGGCCUUCAGCGUAAUGCUGGCCGCAGGAAUGAAAGGCAUACAGGAGGACUAUCCGGCGCCCCUUCCGAUAGCUGAGAACGCUGCGUCGAUGAGCGAAGCGCAGCGUCAGGCCCUGGGCAUAAAGACCCUGCCGACCAGCCUCGGCCACGCAAUCUCCCUUGCGGAGGACAGCGAGCUGCUAAGGGAGGCUCUUGGCGAUCAAAUCUUCCCCAGCUUCAUCCAGAACAAGCGCAGGGAGUGGGGCGAAUACUGCUCACAGGUGACCAACUACGAGAUUGAGCACUACCUGCAGCGCCUGUAG
This is a messenger RNA of Geodia barretti, 1344 nucleotides long. The record is from the annotation of a GenBank genome assembly. Lineage: Eukaryota; Metazoa; Porifera; Demospongiae; Tetractinellida; Geodiidae.